Molecule: messenger RNA, 1909 nt
Organism: Nematostella vectensis (starlet sea anemone)
Lineage: Eukaryota; Metazoa; Cnidaria; Anthozoa; Actiniaria; Edwardsiidae
Exons: 8
Coding region: 158-1909 (583 amino acids)
Source: RefSeq, a predicted model, not a curated record
UUUAACAGUUUUCAAGGUGCAGUUCACGUUGGCAUGUGUGGUCAUCGCAAGUGCUAUCGAGGCUGCUUUAGGCGGUGCGACUAUCGAAGUUUGUGGUGCAAAACUCCAAAAAUUGGGCUGCUUCCGUGACAGACACGCUUCACGUAUUCUACCAGACAUGAUCAUGACAGACCGUGACAGGAGCAGCAUAGUUUUCAGUGGUACUCAAAUGAACUGGCCAAAGACCUUUCAACCCUACCUGAAAAGUAUCGCCUGCCGAUGCGCCAGAAAGGCCGAGGCAAAAGGCUACGAGAUCUUUGGUCUUCAGUACUACGGCGAGUGCUGGAGCGGCGUCGUGACGAAUGCUUUAAGAUACGAUAAGUACGGCUCAUCGGACAAAUGUCUGCCUGAAUACACCAAGAAUUGUGACGAUAACUCUACUGAGAUAUGCAUGGGACGUGCCUCCACUAAUUACAUCUAUAGGUUCGCGCCAGUUGACGGAGGCUGGACCACCUUCUCCGACUGGAGCGCAUGCGCAGUGUCGUGUGGCGGCGGCGUGAGUAGCCGCACUCGCACGUGCACGAGGCCCGCCCCUGCGCAUGGGGGCAAGAUGUGCGAAGGAGAAGGCAGACAAACUAAGGCUUGUAAUACAAUGCCAUGCCCUAAAGCGCCUUGCAGUGCGGAAGAUGUGGUGAAUGCCAUCAUGAAUGCAGUCCCUGCUGGUAGUGCUAAGGUGAACAACAGAGUUUUGACGGCUGCCAUCCAGAUCGCUAAAGCCAUUGAAAACAAGGUACCCAAAGACAUGCCAGUAACCAGAGAACAGCUCAAGGCGCGCAUCAAGAGAGUAGUGGCAACGAGCGGCGUAGAGUUCGGCCGUGAGAUGCUAGGAGUGAUGCUCCAGAGAGAGGAAAACUGCUCUAGAGACGUCAACGACAUCAUUAAGGAGAUUCAUGACAACAUGGGAGAUAAGGCAUUCAAAGAUUUCCUAGCUGUCAAUGGGAACGUGUCCCUUAUUUUCGUGGUCGAUACGACCGGGAGUAUGACUGCGGAGAUCACUGCUGCAAAGAAUACCAUCCAAGCCCUCACUGGCUAUAAGAGGUCUGAGGCUGUUGACUACAUCUUAUCCCCUUACAAUGACCCAGACAGUGGUCCAGUCACUACAUAUAACCAAUCGCACAUUAACGAGUUCAAGAAGGCUGUAAGUCAUCUUUACGCUUACGGCGGAUACGACUGCCCCGAACUGACCUUUAACGGAAUAAUCAACGCCAUCCGACAAGGCAAGCCGAAGCAGGGGUCACCAAUCUUCGUCUUUACUGACGCACCAGCGAAGCCAGACGGCGAAUACACACGUGAUGCUGUCAUUGCAACAGCAUUAGAAUAUAUGAUCCCGGUGAACUUUUUCUUCAACCCUGAAGGAUGCAGCACCCCAGACAAGGACCUCGAUUACCAGGCUAUUACUGCUGGUACCGGUGGAUCGAGUUGGAUGUUCAACAGUGCGUCCGAUAUCUCGUCCACUGCCGUGGGAUUCGUGGAGGCCGAUCUCGAUGGCUCUACGAUUAUAGCCACGGGGGAAGCCCCUGCUGGCACCCGUAAAAGGUCCCCUUUGGGCGUGGUCCCCCAUACAAAAGCGGCAGUCGUCGAAUUUUCCGUGGAUGAUAGCAUUGACAAACUGGUUAUUUCCAUCGAGGCUUCAAAGUUCUGGCACCAUAUCAAAGUCUUUGACCCGAGUUCUGUUUGGAUGCCGGCAACCUUAAACAUGAACAACGGCAUGGUUUGGUUCUACGAAGGAGAUGCUGUCAAGACAGGCCGAUGGCGAAUUCAAGUGCCUUCGCUUGUAGUGGGCUUUUCUUACCAGGCAAGUAAACAAUACAGCUCAGGCGUGAGCUACGGGCGCGCAUGGGGAGAGGGCACUCCCUCGACCGCCUUUUAG